AUGAGGUGGCGGGUUUGGCUGGGUAACAUAAUGGAAAUGUAUCGGACUGCAAAUCCUGGAAUGACGGUUCGACCCCGUCCUUGGCCUCGGGGAGUGGCGAGCAGCACAAAACUUUCAUUAAUCAAAUGGCAUAAAGAAAAGGGGGGCUUUCCUUUGUCAGAAAUCCAGAGACAACAUUCUGGAACAUCCAAACCAAAGAAAUGCAACAUGAGAAGUUUUACGUUACGCUUCAAUAGAAUGAAUUCGGUAAGGGUAGAAUACGCCCCAUGGUCGAUCGAAGGUCCUGUGCCACUUGAACUCAAAUCUAUCUUACCUUCCAUCCAUCUUUAUCCAGCCAGCCUGCUCAUAAAUGUUAGACCAACCAAUCUCAGGGCUGACACAACCGAAUUGGUUGAGAAAAAAGAAACCCCAGCGACCAAGCACUCCCGCCUCCAAAAGCGGAGACAGAACAACCGCCAGGUUGUUGAAGACACGUCUAAAGAGGAGGCGGGCGCCCUCUAA
This is a messenger RNA of Vicia faba (fava bean), 501 nucleotides long. NCBI's taxonomy places the organism in Eukaryota, Viridiplantae, Streptophyta, Magnoliopsida, Fabales, Fabaceae. The record is from the annotation of a GenBank genome assembly.